AUGCAAUCACUCCCGCUGCGACCUCUCACUCUAGACAUCGCCUCCCGCGAUGGCGACGUGGUGGCGCAACAACGAGAGGAGCAGCAGCAGAUAGAGGAGAUUCUCGCCGUGUUGGAACAGCAGCUUAAAGACGCGACCGCGGAGGAGAAUUACCGUGAAGCAGCUCGUUUGAGGGACGCGAUUCGGGAGGUGAAAGCGCGUGAUCCGGUGCGACGACUGCAGCAGCAGCUGGAAGCCGCGAUCGCGGGGGAACGGUACAAGGAGGCGGCGACGCUCAAGGAGGAGCUUGCGCGGAUAGCCCCGCCCCCGCCUCCUCCGCCCGCCCUCCCUGCUUCUUCCUGCACCAGCGACACUCUCACUGAGGGAGUGCGCGUGGUGGUGCGCAGUGUGUACGUGCGGCACCGCAGCGACCCCGACCGCUCGCACUUCUUCUUUGCGUACCGCGUGCGCAUCACCAACGAGGGCUCUCGCGUCGUGCGCCUCAUCAGCCGCCACUGGCUCAUCACCAACGGCAAGGGGCGCGUGGAGCAUGUCAGGGGCCCUGGAGUGGUGGGGCAGCAACCGGUGCUGCCGCCAGGGGCAUCAUUCGAGUACACGUCUGUCUGCCCUCUAGACACUCGCAAGGGAGCCAUGGAAGGCGAGUUUGAGAUGGUGGACGUCGCAACAUCAGCUGCUUUCGAAGUCAAGAUAGGCGCUUUCGCCCUUGACGUGGAUCAGGAUGGCUUCUGA
Closterium sp. Naga37s-1 is the source of this 729-nucleotide messenger RNA. NCBI's taxonomy places the organism in Eukaryota, Viridiplantae, Streptophyta, Zygnematophyceae, Desmidiales, Closteriaceae. The record is from the annotation of a GenBank genome assembly.